AUGACUGUCCUGGGCGACAUACUGACCGAAGUCACCUUCACUCGCGUCUUGCUCUUCGGCUCUCUCUUCUUGCUCGUAUCGUUCAUUGUCGAUCUGCUCACUCAACCUCGUUAUCCCUCUGAAAUUCCCGUUCUUGGUCACAGUUCAGAGAAAUGGUUCUCUAGAAUCAGGAAUAGUCUCGCCUACUUCACUCAACACCAGGCCUGGAUUGGCGAAGGCUACGAAAAGUAUGGCAAAAAUGGCCUUCCAUUCAUUGCUCCAGCGCCCAUAUCGCGACCUCCAGACGUCAUCCUUCCCCGUUCGCAAAUCGCCUGGAUGAUGGACCAGCCCGAUCGAAUCCUCUCAGCAUCCCACGCCCACGACAAGAUCCUCUACACAGAGUAUAACUUCCUCGGAAAAGAUCUCGCCGCGGAGCCCUUUGCGAAUCGCGUCAUGCACAAGUAUCUCGCCCGUAACUUGUCAUCAGCGAUACCAGCGGUCGAAGACGAAGUCAACGGUGCUGUUGAGCAUGCACUAGAGACCAUGAUGAAAGCAGCUGCUGAGAAAGACCCCAAAAAUGUCGACAGUGAAGGCUAUACGAAGGUCAAUCUCUGGGAUCUGUGGCUUGCGAUCGUCCCGCGCGUUACAAACCGUCUUCUCGUUGGCAGCCCAGCAUGUCAAAAUCCUGACAUCUUGAAGCCGAUGGUGAGCUUCACUGACAACGUUGUAAUGAACAGCUUCUUGCUACAUGGCUUCCCUCAAGUUCUCCACCCGAUUAUUGGCCGUUUGAUCACCAUUCCAAACUAUCUCCAUUGGCGCAAGGCGUCUCGUGUCUUACUGCCAAUCAUUGAACAGCGCUUGAAAGAUAUGCAGCGUCAGGAGGCUGGCGACCCUGAGAUGAAGAACUACACGCCCCCAGAGGACUUUAUAACUUGGGAUAUUCGUCUUGCGAUGGCGGAGAAGAAGCCCUUUGAGCUCAAUCCCAUCGUAAUUUCUAAGCGGCUCUUACCAAUCAACUUUGCUGCUAUCCACACAACCGUCUUGACAGGCCAAUCUUGGAUGCUGGAUUUUCUGUCGUCUCCACCAUCUGUUCUUGAAACACUACGCAACGAGAUCCUCGAACACAAGCCUUCUGAAGGCCACUGGACGAAACAGGCUCUUUCUUCUCUCGUACGCGUCGACUCAUCCAUCCGCGAAUCUCAGCGUGUAAGUAACUUUGCCGCCAACCUCAUCGAGCGACAAGUUAUUGCACCAGAGGGUCUGCAUCACCCUGACUACGGAUGGACUUUGCCGCGCGGGGCAUUCGUAACGGUCAACUUGCAGGGAACGCACCACGAUGAUGAGAUCUAUGAGGACGCCAUGAGCUAUGAUCCCUGGCGAUACUCACGAGUCCGUGAAGAAUGGGAGGCGAAGUCAGCUGAGGAGAAGCAAGAGAGGGAGGACGAGGCUAAGAAGAUCAGAGGAUUGGGAAUGGUGACAACUAGUGAUGCUCACUUGGCUUUUGGUCACGGCCGACAUGCCUGUCCUGGCAGGUUCUUUGUUGCACAUGAGCUCAAACUCAUCAUGGCUGCUUUCCUUCUCAACUACGACAUUAAGACACUCGAGAAACGACCAAAGCCCCAAUGGAUGGGCGCCACUAUCAUUCCUCCCUUGGACGCAUGCAUCGAAAUUCGACGAAAGAAAUCAACAUGA
This is a messenger RNA of Fusarium tjaetaba, 1671 nucleotides long. RefSeq names its product cytochrome P450 monooxygenase. NCBI's taxonomy places the organism in Eukaryota, Fungi, Ascomycota, Sordariomycetes, Hypocreales, Nectriaceae. The transcript is spliced from 3 exons. Gene Ontology annotation, molecular function: heme binding; monooxygenase activity; iron ion binding. The record is from RefSeq and is a predicted model, not a curated record. Bases 1 to 1671 code for a protein of 556 amino acids.